CACACACACCCUCUUCCUGUUCUUGCUUCCUCAUUUACCCAUUUUCUCUCUCCACCAAGAUUUGAUCAGCAACUCUUUUUAGGAAACGACACACACACACACACACACACACACACUGCUCUGCCACCUACAUGCUGGUGAUGUGUGUCUGUCUCCCAUUUGUACUGCAUUGACACAGAGUAACAAUACAACUAAUGUUUCUGGUCCAGCCACAAAAUGAAUAAAUCACACUCAUACCCUGGUUCAUACUCUCCCGUGUUGCCUACAAUCUCAACAUCUCCAAUACCAGAAGAGGAGGAUGAAGAUCUGAACAAAGCUUUUGGUGUUCAGAGAUUUCAGCAGAUUCUUAGUCCAACUUCACGUGAGCCUAACGAACACCGGCAAUACAAUGAGGAGGACUUCCAGUAUCAUCGUCACUCGUCACAUCACACCCGUCACCCUCUAUCCAAACAUGCUGACAGCCGGAGAAAGAGGACUGGGAAAAAGAAAAGGAGUAAAGAGCAACACCUGAGUGAUGACUUCAGUGUGCAGGUUGGAGAGGGAGAGGGAGAAGGAGAGGAAGAGGAAGAAAAACACACUGACAAACCUGAGAAUGGGAGUCAGGAUGGUGUGCAGUUCUUCCUGUAUGAUGAUGAAGUCUUCCCUGGUGAUGGAGAAAUCGCAGCUGAGAACAAACGCCCUUCUACAGAAACACACAAUGACAGCACCACUGCAGAUGGGGAGCUCACACACUCUGAGGCUGAAACACAUAAUGAAAAUACUCAGACUGAUUUCUCUAAGCACCAGACCGUGACCGUCAACCCAAGCUCUGUGACAUUUCACACAAGCACUUUGGCCUCAUCCAGUCCAACAGGAAACAUGACGGGAAACGAGAGCACAAAAUACGAGAGGAUUCCUGCGGACGAGGCAGAGACCCACGCACUUGGAUCAGCCAAUUUGGAUGACAUUAAGACUCACCGUUUUGAGGACGUUCCUGGUGUGAGGAGACACCUGGUGAGGAAAAGCACCAAACCUGCCAUAGUGCACAUCAAUAAAGAUCACACUGAGCCGAGCACACGCAGUCGCAAAGUUGACCGCACACCACAUGAGGUGUUUGUAGAGCUGAAUGAGCUGAUCGUAGAUAAGAACCAGGAGCUACAGUGGCGAGAGACAGCACGCUGGAUUAAGUUUGAGGAGGACGUGGAGGAGGAAACGCACCGCUGGGGGAAACCGCAUAUUGCCUCACUCUCGUUCCGCAGCUUACUGGAGCUCCGGAAAACCAUAGCACAUGGUGCAGUGCUGCUGGAUCUGGAUCAGAAAACAUUAUCUGGAAUUUCUCACCAAGUUGUUGAGCAGAUGAUCAUCACUGACCAGAUCAGAGCUGAAGACAGAGCGAAUGUACUGAGAGCAUUACUGCUGAAACACAGUCACCCGUGUGAUGAGAAAGAUCACAGCUCAUUCCCCAGAAACAUCUCAACAGCCAGUCUGGGUUCAUUAAUCUCACAUCAUCACCAUCACCAUCACCACCAUCAUCAUCAACAUCAUCAUCAACAUCAGCAUCAUCAGACAGAGACGUCUGUCAACGAGCCGCUGAUGGAGAACACAAAUACAAAACACGACAACACACAGCACACACACCCCGACACUGUUGAGAAAGAACCGACUGUAACUCCUGGCAUGCACAGAUCUAAAUCAAAACAUGAGCUCAAAUUGCUGGAGAAAAUUCCACAAAAUGCAGAAGCCACUGUGGUACUCGUGGGCAGCGUUGAUUUCCUGGACCAGCCCACCAUGGCGUUUGUGCGCUUGGAAGAAGCUGUGUUACUGGACUCAGUUUUGGAGGUCCCAGUUCCUGUGCGGUUCCUCUUCAUCUUACUUGGACCAAACAAGUCCAGCAUGGACUACCACCAGAUCGGACGCUCAAUUUCCACGCUGAUGUCUGAUAAGUCGUUCCAUGAAGCUGCGUAUCUGGCUGAUGAUCGUCAAGACCUUCUGAAUGCGAUCAAUGCUUUCCUGGACUGUAGCAUUGUUCUUCCUCCAUCUGACCUUGGGGGUGAAGACCUGCUGCGCUCCAUCACUCACUUCCAGAGAGAUUUGAUGAAAAAACGAGAGGAACAGGAAAUCAGUAUGAUGAAUAAUGAAAAAAAGAGCUUGGAGGAGAAAGAUUUUCUGUUACCACGCAAAGACCAUGGGGAUGAUGAUGAUGAUGAUGACCCCCUGAAGCGAUCAGGUCGGCCAUUUGGAGGUUUAGUCCAAGAUGCACGACGCAGAUACCCAAAAUAUAUCAGUGACUUUACAGAUGCUCUGAACCCACAGUGUGUGGCAGCCAUUAUAUUUAUUUAUUUCGCUGCUCUUUCUCCUGCCAUCACAUUCGGAGGGCUGCUGGGUGAGAAGACAGAGGGUCUGAUCGGUGUGUCAGAGCUCAUCAUUGCUACGUGUAUUCAGGGAGUGAUAUUUUGCCUGCUGGGAGCACAACCACUGCUGGUGGUCGGAUUCUCCGGGCCGCUUUUAGUAUUUGAGGAAGCCUUCUUUACCUUCUGUAAGAGUAACGAGUUGGAGUACCUGGCAGGUCGGGUAUGGAUUGGGUUCUGGCUCAUCAUAAUCGUGGUACUCAUGGUGGCAUUCGAGGGAAGCUUCCUGGUUCGAUUCGUCUCUCGUUUCACUCAAGAGAUUUUCUCAUUCCUGAUCUCGCUCAUCUUCAUCUACGAGACCUUCUCCAAACUCAUCAAGAUCUUUAAGGAACACCCACUGACGCGCUGCUCAAUCCUCAAUGACUCCAUGUUAAAUGACUCGGAGAGCUCACUGGGAGAGAAUUUCACAUUAGCAUCAAACAUGAGUUCAGUGGAAAAGGAGAAGAUACUUGGAAAGCCGAACACAGCACUGCUUUCUCUGGUUCUCAUGGCAGGGACGUUCUUCAUUGCGUUUUACCUGCGCAAAUUCAAAAACAGCGCCUUCUUUCCGGGCAGGCUGAGGAGGGUGAUUGGAGAUUUUGGGGUUCCCAUCGCCAUCUUCAUCAUGGUGCUGGUGGACAACAGUAUUCAGGAUACAUACACACAAAAACUGAGCAUUCCUCAUAAUUUCUCUGUGACAAGCCCUGAUAAAAGGACCUGGAUUGUGAACCCUCUCGGCUCUAAUAACUCAUUUCCUGUAUGGAUGAUGGCAGCCAGCGUACUUCCUGCCCUUCUAGUGUUUAUUCUCAUUUUUAUGGAGACACAAAUCACCACGCUGAUUGUGAGUAAAAAGGAGAGAAUGCUGGUCAAAGGUUCAGGUUUUCAUCUAGACCUUCUGUUGAUUGUGUGUCUUGGUGGGAUCUCCGCUUUGUUUGGAUUACCGUGGAUGGCAGCUGCGACUGUCAGAUCCGUUACGCAUGUUAAUGCGCUAACUGUGAUGAGCAAUGCUGUUGCCCCUGGUGAUAAGCCUCGAAUUCAAGAGGUCAAAGAACAGCGAGUCACGGGACUUUUGGUGGCCGUGUUAGUAGGACUCUCUAUCGUGAUUGGUAAAGUGUUAAGUCUGAUUCCUCUUGCCGUGCUCUUUGGAAUUUUCCUCUAUAUGGGUGUGAUGUCACUCAACGGCAUUCAGCUCAGCGAAAGGAUCAAACUGCUGCUAAUGCCAACUAAAUACCACCCAGACGAAAUCUACGUCCGCAAGGUGCGGACGCUGCGCAUGCACCUCUUCACUGGGGUGCAGUUGGUGUGUUUAGCCGUUUUGUGGGCAGUCAUGUCAACGGUGGCAUCACUUGCUUUCCCCUUUGUCCUCAUUCUGACCGUCCCACUAAGGAUGUUAAUUUUGCCACGGAUAUUCAACACACGUGAGAUGCAAUGUCUUGAUGCCGAUGAUGCUGAGCCCACGUUUGAUGAGAAAGAGGGAGUGGACGAGUACACAGAGAUGCACAUGCCCGUGUGAUACUCACCUACACUUAUUACCCUCAUCUUCUCUCUGUCCAUCCACUCAUGGUGGGAUUUAACUCACUUUAAAUUCACUGCCAGGGGAAAUCAGAGUGAAGCAAGCGCUGCUCUUCAACUGUAAUCUCAAAGAGGUGUCACUGAGCACAAAAACCCAGAGUUGAUAUAUUACAAUCCAAUUCAACACAUGCUUUCUUGCCAUGAAAACAAUACAUUUAUAUACUGAAUUGAAAAACCCAGUUGACUGGAACAAAAAAACAAAACACAAAAGGCGAGUCAGUGCACAAAAUGUAUUAUGAUGUAAUAUAUAAAUAUUAGCUAUUGUGGAAAUAAUUAAUAUAUUUUAAUAUAUUGGAUUUUAUUUGAAUCUAAUCUUAUAAUGAUGUUGAUUAAGGGUGUGUGUGUGUGUGUGUGUGUGUGUGUGUGUGUGUGUGUG
This is a messenger RNA of Neoarius graeffei (lesser salmon catfish), 4314 nucleotides long. RefSeq names its product anion exchange protein 2-like. The record is from RefSeq and is a predicted model, not a curated record. The coding region runs from base 217 to 3879 and encodes 1220 amino acids. Gene Ontology annotation, molecular function: monoatomic anion transmembrane transporter activity; solute:inorganic anion antiporter activity. Gene Ontology annotation, biological process: bicarbonate transport; transmembrane transport; monoatomic anion transport. The transcript has 23 exons. Lineage: Eukaryota; Metazoa; Chordata; Actinopteri; Siluriformes; Ariidae. Gene Ontology annotation, cellular component: apical plasma membrane; basolateral plasma membrane; plasma membrane.